AUGGCCCAAAUGAAGCAGACCAGCACUAUAUUGGAAAAUAAAGUGGCGGCACUGGAAGAUGCUAAAUGUCAGCGAAACCUCAGGAUAAGAGGGAUACCAGAGGCUGUGCAAGACCCUGAGGUCUCACACUACAUACGCAGAAUACUAGCCUCCCUGCUACUACCAGCUAAAGCAAAAUCCAUCUUGCUGGGGUUUCAUUUUCACAUACCUAAACCACCAAGAGCCCCAGCUGACAUCUCACGGGACCUACUUAUCCGCUUUCAAUCGCUCCGGGGCAAGCUACUAGUACAAGAAGCUGCCCAAGAAACUAACACAUAUGAGUUCGAAGGUUCUGAGCUAUCCUUCUAUAAUGACCUCUCCAGGACGACAGUCACAUGGCGACACUCCAUGAAAGAAGUUACCCAACUACGGAGAACCAAGGGGAUACAAUACAGAUGGGGACCAGGGCGCAGGCUCUCUGUCAGCAAUGAAGGCAAAAGGGUACACAUCACCCAAGCAAGUGACUUUGUAGCAUUUCUGCAAAGCCUUGGGAAUAUCCCAGGAGGCGACUACAAGCACUACCUCCGCAGCAAUGACACCAGCGACCACAUCCAGGAUAUGGGACGUCAAGAGAAUUCAACCCAUUUUCCCAAGAACGAGCGGUGCUGCAGGCACUUCUCAGCCGAAAACCUGAAUACCGCAAGUACAUUAUAA
Molecule: messenger RNA, 693 nt
Organism: Pelobates cultripes (western spadefoot toad)
Lineage: Eukaryota; Metazoa; Chordata; Amphibia; Anura; Pelobatidae
Source: the annotation of a GenBank genome assembly